AGGUGCCUGGUGAAUUUGCUUUCGUCUUUCCUUAGAGCUCUGGUUUCUGCAUUUGUUGGGAUUACGGGAACCUUUUGUGUUUAAAAUUCUUGUCCCUUGUUUUCCCCAGGUUGUUUUAAAUAGAAGGGGAAAAUGAACAGAGGAACCAGCAAAGCUCAUCUCACUUUCCAGAAUUUAUUCUCUGACCUUUUUUACUGUCUGUGCCACUCUGAAAAUCUCCAGCUUUUAUCUGCACCGUUCCACCUUUUGCAACAGAGGAAAGCCCCUGAAGGUUUUUCCGCCCUUUUAAAAGAACCCACCUCUGCAGCCAGACACCAAGCUUCAUUUCUGUGCCAAAGACAUGAAGCAUCGUCUGGGCUUCUUGCUGCAGAAGUCAGACUCUUGUGACUACAGCUCUUCCCAGGGCAAGAAGGAGAAAAUAUCUUCAAGCCAGAGGGUUAGCCAAGAGGAAGUCAGAAAGUGGGCAGAUUCUCUGGAAAACUUGAUCCAUCAUGACAGAGGACUGGCUGCUUUCCGUGCUUUUCUCAAAUCUGAGUACAGUGAAGAAAACAUCGAGUUCUGGGUGAGUUGUGAGGACUACAAGAAAACCAAGUCACCAGCCAAGCUCAGCCCCAAGGCCAGAAAGAUCUAUGAUGAAUUCAUCUCAGUGCAGGCAACAAAAGAGGUGAACCUGGAUUCAUGCACACGGGAGAAGACAAGCCACAAUAUGCUGGAGCCUACAUUGUCCUGCUUUGAUGAGGCUCAGAGAAAAAUAUUUACCCUCAUGGAAAAGGAUUCUUACCGCCGUUUCCUCAAGUCCCCCUACUACCUGGACUUGGUCAGCCCACCUGGUGCUGGCUGCGUGCCCGAAAACUGCAAAAGAAGCCACACUCACACCCUAGACUGCAACUCUAACAUUAUCUCUCCGUGCGCCUGAACCUGCAGCAAGGCAAGAGCAGGCUGGGCUCUCGCAAGAAUAUAGGGCAGCAAAAGCAUUCAUUGGCAUGAAGCAACAGAGCUGUCUCCAAUAGCUGUCUAAUGUCCCGGUUGUAUCCCAUGUCAUGCUGCAGCCAGCAUUUGUAACCCAAGCCAGGCUCAGUUUGUGUAGCAAACCCUCCUCUGACUCCAUCGGCGUAGGAGCCCUGGGGUCUGUGUCUGACAUGAAAGCUGGGUGCCAUCACUGCAUGUCCGCUGUGUUUCUGGCGAGCCCUGCAAGCCCAGGAGGGCGGUGGGGGCACACGCUCAGAGCCAGCACUACCCACCAAGGGGCCAGACUUGCAGUGCUGCAGUGUGACACCUAGCACAGAGCAGG
This is a messenger RNA of Phaethon lepturus (White-tailed tropicbird), 1291 nucleotides long. It is a transcript of the gene RGS4, whose product is annotated as regulator of G-protein signaling 4. The record is from RefSeq and is a predicted model, not a curated record. The transcript is spliced from 5 exons. Lineage: Eukaryota; Metazoa; Chordata; Aves; Phaethontiformes; Phaethontidae. Bases 341 to 916 code for a protein of 191 amino acids.